This is a messenger RNA of Racocetra persica, 582 nucleotides long. The record is from the annotation of a GenBank genome assembly. NCBI's taxonomy places the organism in Eukaryota, Fungi, Glomeromycota, Glomeromycetes, Diversisporales, Gigasporaceae.
AUGAUAGAUGUUAAUCCUGAAGUAUGGACAACGGCAUUGGAAGGUUAUAUUAAUACUGUCAUCGAAGGAAAUAAAGAAACUUUUAAAAAUAAAGCCCAGACUAAAGUAUCAGAUGAGGAAGAACUUUUUAGAUCAUAUUGCGAGAAAAUUUUCAUUGAUUUUUUCCACCUCGUAGAUAUCAAUUCUUCUAUGAGCAGAAAGAUCGUUGAAUUUGAUUGGAUUGAGUCGUAUACUCAUGCCACAAAGAUUCGAAAGUCAUCUACUAAUUCUGGAAUUGUAAAAGUAGACAUUAAAGAAACGAGAGUGUCUGACGGUUUAGAUAUAUUUCACAUGGAGGUAGCAGACGGUAACCUCCCAAUCGCAGUCUUGUUUACUGGUUUGCUAUCUAUGUGUGAACUUUUUACUCGUAAAGAAGAUCUAAACAAAUUAGAUUUAGAGAAUACCAGACUUAUGGCUAGAAUCUGGGAAUUAGAACAGAUUCAGAUCAAUGAAGCAAAACUUAUUGCUAAAAUUAAACAUUUGCGAAACAAAAAUACUGACAAUGUAAAAAAAAGCCAAAUUUUUGUAUGUCGUUUGAAGUGA